Molecule: messenger RNA, 1521 nt
Organism: Zasmidium cellare ATCC 36951
Lineage: Eukaryota; Fungi; Ascomycota; Dothideomycetes; Mycosphaerellales; Mycosphaerellaceae
Exons: 2
Coding region: 1-1521 (506 amino acids)
Biological process (GO): regulation of DNA-templated transcription
Molecular function (GO): zinc ion binding; DNA-binding transcription factor activity, RNA polymerase II-specific
Source: RefSeq, a predicted model, not a curated record
AUGGUUGCCGUGACGAGAAGAUGCAUGACCUGCAGAGGCAGGAAGAUCAAAUGCGAUCAAAAUUGGCCAAGCUGCGGACAAUGUGUGAACUCGAAUCGGCUCUGCCCUGGACCGCCUCGCAAGGUCAAGUUUAUGCCAAUUCGGACGAAGACAGCGAAUGAGAACGCCCCCCUCUUACCAAAGCCAAAUAACGAUAAACCAUUACCGAAGAAGUCGGCACGUGGUACUUUGAAGCAGGCUUCAACUGAACUGAGUGUAAGACUGGAAAACGACGUCACCGAACUUCAGCUCGCAGGCGAUGUUUUUCCGUGCAUCAGUUCUGACCCGGCAACUCUCGUGGCUGCAGAGCUUAUUGGAGCCCUUCAGCUAGAUACGCAGCCCGAGACACCAUCCUUUUUAGGCUCGUGCUGCUUCAUUAGGGAUGUGCCACGAAUGCUUGGCUCAAGCACUGCUCUGACAGCCACAGUAGCGUGUUGCCUCGAUGCAUGUGCUAAGGAUACUAUCCUUCCACGCAGCUACAGGAACCUCGAUCCAAAGCUAUAUGGUCGAGCGCUAUCAGCAAUCAACGAAGCACUGCAAGACUCUUCUCAGCGUACCUGCGUGAGCACGUUCUUGUCUGUUGUGCUCAUUGGCCGACUUGAAUCUCUACUGGUCCCAAGGCAGCUGGCUCGCAUACCUUGCUGGUCGGUCCAUGCUGCUGGUAUUAGCGAACUGCUCAAGUAUCGAGGUGUAUUUGAACCCAGCGAUCGCACGACCUUCCUCGCUGUUCUGGAGAACUUUGGCCCAAUUAUAUCACACUCGGUAUUUGCAGAACAGGACUGCUUUCUUGCUUCGCCAGAAUGGCAAAAGGCGCUACUAUCACAGCCGGAUGAGGAAAGAGACGAGUUCAACCAGAUAUAUCGUAAGGUGUUUGCCCAGCUCGCUUUCUUGCCGAAUGUGAUCAAAGUCACCCGCCUUUGUCGCAAGGGAGAAGAAGAUGCUUUCAAUCGAGCAAUCGAUUUGGCCGUUUCCAUGUAUGGCACACUUCAUGAGAUCGGCAAAGGCAUCGAAUCGAGCGUUCUCUCUGGCCUCGAUGUCGGACCUCCGUCAUGGAUAGAUAUAGAUGCGCCUAUGCGGACUAUAUACAUGCAGCCAGGCCAUGACAAGUCUCGAGUCGUCUCUUGGCACGCAGUCUUGACCUUGAUUGUCAACAAGGUGCUCAUGUUCCUGCUCGAGAGCUCAACGGUAGACGAGCACGAGAAACUCGAAUCCUUCUCGAUAGACGACCUGGCCAGCCAGAAUCGAGCCAUCAGCUUGCGAGUCUGGAUGCUCUCGGACGAAGCUCGUCGGAAAGGCCUUGUUGAGUUUUAUUUCUAUCCUGGAGCGCUUUCCUCCACUUAUGAUUGUACGGAUAGCGAAAAUGAGCGUGACUGGAUCGUGGAAUUGCUGAACGAGAUCAUGGGCGGUACGUGGUCGAACAGCAAGUGGAGUCAUGAUGCUGUUCUGAGUGUUUGCCUGACUCUUGCCGGAGCCCUGGGGUGA